AUGAAACGUACUGGAAUCAAGAAAAGACCUGGUUGCAGCUGGGUCCAAGGAAGGAAAGGAAUGGAAACCUUCUAUGUUGGAGACAGAACUCACUCACAAUCUCAGGAGAUAUAUGAAACACUUGCAGAUUUGAUUCAGUGCAUUAAGGCCAUUGAGUAUGUUCCACAAACAAGCUUUGCUCUUCAUGAUGUGGAUGAUGAAGAAAAAGGUGACCUACUUUUUGAACACAGUGAGAAGUUGGCUCUUGCCUAUGCCAUCCUAACACUUCCCAGAGGAGCACCUAUUCGAAUCACUAAGAAUUUACGCAUUUGUGGCGAUUGCCAUAGUGCCAUAACCUACAUAUCCAUGAUCGUAGAACAUGAGAUCAUACUAAGAGACUCUAGUCGCUUCCAUCAUUUCAAAAAUGGAUCCUGCUCGUGCAAAGGGUACUGGUAA
This is a messenger RNA of Lathyrus sativus (Indian pea), 435 nucleotides long. The record is from the annotation of a GenBank genome assembly. NCBI's taxonomy places the organism in Eukaryota, Viridiplantae, Streptophyta, Magnoliopsida, Fabales, Fabaceae.